CCUCCCCUUGCUGAAAUCUGCAUGCGCCUCCCUCUGUGCUCUUUGACACAAGUUCUGGGGAUGUGAUUUGCUGUGUUUGUUUCCCUUUUACUUGGUUAUUUAAAGCAGUGACUUUUGCCAGGAACAUUCUGUUCCCGGAAGCUCUAAGCUGGUUCCCUCCCAUAGGCCGACUUGGUUUCAUUUUAUUGGAGUUUUUCAAGUUGCAGAGCAGUAAUAACUGCCUAUUCCUCUUGGCAGUGAGGUACCUGGAAUUGAGGGACCCCAACUGGCGACAAUGACAGCAGACGAGUUGGUUUUCUUUGUCAAUGGCAAAAAGGUGGUGGAGAAAAAUGCAGAUCCAGAAACAACCCUUUUGGCCUACCUGAGAAGAAAGUUGGGGCUGAGCGGGACCAAGCUGGGCUGUGGAGAAGGGGGCUGUGGGGCGUGCACCGUGAUGUUUUCCAAGUACGAUCGUCUCCAGAACAAGAUUGUCCACUUUCCUGCCAAUGCCUGCCUGGCCCCCAUCUGCUCCUUGCACCACGUUGCCGUGACGACUGUGGAAGGAAUAGGAAGCACAAAGUCGAGGCUGCAUCCUGUGCAGGAGAGAAUUGCCAAAAGCCACGGGUCCCAGUGCGGGUUCUGCACGCCUGGCAUCGUCAUGAGCAUGUACACACUGCUCCGGAACCAGCCCGAGCCCACCAUCGAGGAGAUCGAGGAUGCCUUCCAAGGGAACCUGUGCCGCUGCACAGGCUACAGACCCAUCCUCCAGGGCUUCCGGACCUUCGCCAGGGUUGGUGGGUGCUGUGGAGGAGAUGGGGACAACCCCAAGUGCUGCAUGAACCAGAAGAAAGACCACACGGUCACUCUCUCGCCAUCUUUAUUCAACCCAGAGGAGUUCACGCCCCUGGAUCCCACCCAGGAGCCCAUCUUCCCCCCAGAGCUGCUGAGACUGAAAGACGCUCCUCAGAAGCAGCUGCGUUUUGAAGGGGAACGUGUGACCUGGAUCCAGGCCUCGACCCUGACGGAGCUGCUGGACCUCAAAGCGCAGCACCCGGAGGCCAAGCUGGUGGUGGGGAACACGCAGAUCGGCAUCGAGAUGAAGUUUAAGAACAGGCUGUUUCCUGUGAUCGUUUGCCCAGCCUGGAUCCCCGAGCUGAAUUCAGUGGAGCACAGAGCCGAGGGUAUCUCCUUUGGAGCCGCUUGCCCCCUGAGUUGUGUGGAAAAGACCCUGCUCGAUGCAGUUGCAGAGCUUCCUGCCCACAGAACAGAGGUGUUCAGAGGCGUCCUGGAGCAGCUGCGUUGGUUUGCUGGGAGGCAGGUCAAGGCUGUGGCGUCCGUCGGAGGGAACAUCAUCACCGCCAGCCCCAUCUCCGACCUCAACCCCGUGUUCAUGGCCAGCGGGGCCAAGCUGACCAUCGUGUCUAGAGGCACCAGGAGGACGAUUCAGAUGGACCACACUUUCUUCCCCGGCUACAGACAGACCCUGCUACGUCCGGAGGAGGUGCUGCUGACUAUCGAGAUCCCCUACAGCAGGGAGGGUGAAUAUUUCUCAGCGUUCAAGCAGUCCUCCCGGAGAGAAGAUGACAUAGCCAAGGUGACCUGCGGCAUGAGGGUCCUGUUCCAGCCAGGAACCACCCAGGUAAAGGAGCUGGCCCUUUGCUAUGGCGGAAUGGCCGACAGGACCAUCUCAGCCCUCAAGACCACUGAGAAGCAGCUGUCAAAUUUCUGGAAUGAGAAGCUGCUGCAGGACGUGUGUGCAGGCCUGGCGGAGGAGCUGCAAAAGUGUGGUAAACUGGACCCCACCUUCACCAGCGCCACCUUACUCUUUCAGAAAGACCCUCCCGCCAACGUCCAGCUCUUCCAAGAGGUGCCCAAUGGUCAGUCUGAGGAGGACAUGGUGGGCCGGCCCCUGCCCCACCUGGCCGCAGCCCUGCAGGCCUCUGGGGAGGCCGUGUACUGUGACGACAUCCCUCGCUAUGAGAAUGAGCUGUCCCUCCGGCUGGUCACCAGCACCCGGGCCCACGCCAAGAUCAAGUCCAUUGAUACUUCAGAAGCUCAGAAGGUGCCAGGGUUUGUUUGCUUUCUCUCUGCUGAUGAUAUUCCUGGGAGUAACAAAACUGGACUUUUUAAUGAUGAAACAGUCCUUGCGAAGGAUGAGGUGACUUGUGUUGGGCACAUCAUUGGCGCUGUGGUCACCGACACCCCAGAACAUGCACAGAGAGCUGCUCAAGCGGUGAAAAUCACCUAUGAAGAACUUCCAGCCAUUAUCACAAUUGAGGAUGCUAUAAAACACAACUCCUUUUAUGGAUCUGAGCUGAAGAUUGAGAAAGGAGACCUCAAGAAGGGCUUUUCGGAAGCAGAUAACAUUGUUUCAGGAGAGUUGCACAUUGGUGGCCAAGAGCACUUCUACCUGGAGACGCACUGCACCAUCGCUGUCCCAAAAGGCGAGACAGGGGAGAUGGAGCUCUUUGCGUCUACACAGAACCCCAUGAAGACCCAAUCCUUUGUUGCAAACAUGUUGGGGGUUCCAGCAAAUCGAAUUUUGGUCCGAGUGAAGCGACUGGGAGGAGGCUUUGGAGGGAAGGAGACCCGGAGCACUGUGGUGUCCACAGCAGUGGCCCUGGCUGCAUACAAGACCGGCUGCCCUGUGCGCUGCAUGCUGGAUCGUGACGAGGACAUGCUGAUAACCGGCGGCAGACAUCCUUUCUUGGCCAGAUACAAGGUUGGCUUCAUGAAGACUGGGAAUAUUGUGGCUCUGGAGGUGGAUCACUACAGCAAUGCUGGGAACACCAUGGAUCUCUCUGAGGCUAUAAUGGAACGAGCUCUAUUCCACAUGGACAACUGCUACACAAUCCCCAACAUCCGGGGCACCGGCCGACUGUGCAAGACCAACCUGCCCUCCAACACAGCCUUCCGAGGCUUUGGGGGCCCCCAGGGGAUGCUCAUUGCCGAGCAGUGGAUGAGUGAAGUUGCAGUGACCUGUGGGCUGCCUGCAGAGGAAGUACGGAGGAAGAACAUGUACAAAGAAGGGGACUUGACACAUUUCAACCAGAAGCUUGAGGGGUUCACCUUGACCAGGUGCUGGGAUGAAUGCCUAGCAAGCUCUCAGUAUCACGCCCGGAAGAGGGAGAUUGACAAGUUCAACAAGGAGAAUUGUUGGAAAAAGAGAGGAUUGUCCAUAGUUCCUACCAAGUUUGGAAUAAGCUUCACACUUAAUUUUCUGAAUCAGGCAGGAGCCCUGAUUCAUGUGUACACAGAUGGCUCUGUGCUGCUGACCCAUGGGGGCACUGAGAUGGGCCAAGGCCUUCACACCAAGAUGGUCCAGGUGGCCAGCAGAGCUCUGAAAAUCCCCACCUCUAAGAUUUACAUCAGUGAGACGAGCACUAAUACCGUGCCCAACACCUCUCCCACAGCUGCCUCCGUCAGCGCUGACAUCAACGGACAGGCCGUCUACAAAGCUUGUCAGACCAUCCUGCAAAGGCUGGAACCCUUCAAGAGAAAGAAUCCUAGCGGCUCCUGGGAAGACUGGGUCAUAGCUGCUUACCAGGAUGCAGUGAGCUUGUCUGCUACUGGGUUUUAUAAAACACCUGACCUUGGCUACAGCUUUGAGACAAACUCAGGGAAUCCCUUCCACUACUUCUCAUAUGGGGUGGCUUGCUCUGAAGUGGAAAUUGACUGCUUAACAGGGGAUCAUAAGAACCUCCGCACAGACAUCGUCAUGGAUGUUGGCUCCAGUCUGAACCCUGCCAUCGAUAUUGGACAGGUGGAAGGGGCAUUUGUCCAGGGCCUUGGCCUCUUCACCCUGGAGGAGCUGCAGUAUUCUCCUGAGGGAAGCCUGUACACCCGCGGCCCCAGCACCUACAAGAUCCCUGCGUUUGGCAGCAUCCCCAUUGAGUUCAGGGUGUCCCUGCUCCGCGACAGCCCCAACAAGAAGGCCAUCUAUGCAUCCAAGGCUGUUGGGGAGCCGCCCCUCUUCCUGGCCGCCUCCAUCUUCUUUGCCAUCAAGGACGCCAUCCGCGCAGCUCGAGCUCAGCACACAGAUUAUAAUAUGAAGGAGCUUUUCCGGCUAGACAGCCCUGCCACCCCAGAGAAGAUCCGCAACGCCUGUGUGGACAAGUUCACCACCCUGUGUGUCACUGGUGCACCAAAAAACUGUAAAUCCUGGUGUCUGAGGGUCUGAAGAGAUAGCCCCCAGCGAAGUCUUCUUAUGCUAGACUGGGGCUUCCAUGGAGCGUGGAUCAUACCCUGCAGAACAUGAAUCUAUAGAAGUCGUAGGAUGGCACUGCUGUGAGUCAUCAGGAUGGUGUUUGGAAGAACACCGAUGCAUUGGAAGAUUUUGAUCAAAAAUAUGCUUUGCAAACAUAAUGAUAAGCAAAUUCAGAACUGUUGGGCCCAAGUGUUUAGUACACAAUUAGGGUCAUUACAUGUCUGUUUUAAUCAUGUAUUUGAAGUAGGUUUAGGAAGUAUUUGUGCUAUGUCUCAACUCACUAGGAAGCCUGUAUAACCUCAAGGGCUGGCAGUGUCUGUCCUUCAAAGAGGAUUCCCACAAACCUCCAGGAGCUUAAACCAAAGUUGUUCUAAAUCCGUGUGCUUUUCCUCAGAAAGCCUUUCCUUCAAACCAAUGUAUGUCAUAUUAUAACUCAGAUCCAUACUUAAUUUCCAGUGGGACAGUGGGGUGAGAGUCAAACCUCUACUCACCUUUGGGUCAUUGGAAGAGAAUAAAGACUGAAACAAAUUCAAGAUUAAUUGGAUCCAAUCUUGUUAAGCUGCAUAAAGUAAGAUUAUUCUAGAACACCAAAAGCC
Ceratotherium simum simum (southern white rhinoceros) is the source of this 4782-nucleotide messenger RNA. The record is from RefSeq and is a predicted model, not a curated record. NCBI's taxonomy places the organism in Eukaryota, Metazoa, Chordata, Mammalia, Perissodactyla, Rhinocerotidae.